CGUAUCCUCUAUUGUAUAUCUAAAUACAACAACACACUAACUCGUUUCCCAACACAACCGAUAGAGUUACUACACAUCACACAUCGUUACAAUACACCAGCAUUACACAACACUCCAUUGUUAGACUAUAAACCAUAGAACUACAAACUGUGUAUAUUUACACAGCACACAGUCUAUACACAGCUCUUAUGACACACACACAUCACUGCAGUAUAUGUGUAGAAGCAGUGUGUGUGUGUGUGUGUGUGCAGCAGACUACAGCAGCAGAAACAACAGCAGCAGUAGUUACAGCCUGAGAUCCACAUCUCUACUACCACACACACACACAGAGUGACACACCACUAGACACUCCCUCACACACUGCCACACUGAUUAUGGAUGAGACAAUGGAGGGCCAUUUCCAACGGAAGGGACCAAAACACUGAAGCCCAACUCUGUUCUCACCAAAAUGGGAUGACUUUAAGUUAUUAACUUGAAGAAAUCCUGUCUUUUAAUUUGGAUGUUGAAGAAUUCCUACUUUUGAUAAGCUCACGAGAUAUGAUUUAACAUUCUGUGAUGGAAGUAGGCUGUGUGUGGAAUACAUACUUACUUGCAAAUGUCCUCAAUCUAUUACUACACAGUUGUGUCUGUGUAGAUCUGAGCUAUCAUGUAGAAGAAGAAAGCAGUCCCUUUACUUUUGUUGGGGAUAUUGCUGCUGACACACAGAUGGAAGAAACGGACUCUCUUGUGGGAAAUAACUUCAUCACAUACAACCAAAUGCAACAGCAAUGGACAGAGAAUUCACAUUUAUUCAAUGUCACACAAGAUGGUAAAUUGUACACGGCUCAAACAUUGGAUGCUGAGAAACUGUGUACAUACGAAUCAGAAUGUGUUAGAUACAUCAAAGUUGCUGUACAUAGAAGGAAGACAUUUUUGAAAGUUAUUAAAAUUAAAGUAAUUAUAGAAGACAUUAAUGAUCACAGCCCUGAGUUUCCUCAAAAAGAAAUAAAUAUGACAUUUGAUGAGCGUGAUGGAGAAGGUGCUGAAGAAUUAAUUCCAGAUGCCUUUGACAAAGAUGUUGGAAUGGAAAACUCUGAAAUUACAUAUAAAUUAAAGAAACAAUUUAGCGAUCCAUUUAUAUUGUCUGUGAGGAAAACUAUCACUGGAGGGGCAAAGAUAGGAAUUAUUCUUGGAGACAAACUAGACAGAGAAAUACAAGAUAGUUACAAUCUAGAAGUGAUAGCUAAUGAUGGAGGACAACCUUCGAAACAAGGAAUUUUACAUGUUCAUAUAAAAAUAAUUGAUGUGAAUGAUAACUCACCAGUUUUUUCACAACAUAUUUACAAUAUUUCCAUCAAAAAUACACAUCCUAACAACAACCCUAUUUUGACAUUGUCUGCAAAAGACCCAGAUUCUGGCAAUAAUGGUAAAGUGUCUUAUUUUUUUAGUUCAAAAACACCAGAACGCACAAGACAGUAUUUCAGACUGAACCAACAAACUGGGGAAUUAUUUGUAGAAAAACCAUUAACAUCACAAACAAAGAAUAUUCUCAAGAUGUAUGUGGAGGCGAAAGAUGGUGGGAAUCCUUCUUUAAAUUCCUUUGCCAUUGUACGGAUCGAAAGAGUGUGCGUGUAGAGAAAGAG
Octopus sinensis (East Asian common octopus) is the source of this 1622-nucleotide messenger RNA. Its product is annotated as protocadherin gamma-C4-like. NCBI's taxonomy places the organism in Eukaryota, Metazoa, Mollusca, Cephalopoda, Octopoda, Octopodidae. Gene Ontology annotation, cellular component: plasma membrane. The transcript is spliced from 6 exons. The coding region runs from base 556 to 1614 and encodes 352 amino acids. The record is from RefSeq and is a predicted model, not a curated record. Gene Ontology annotation, molecular function: calcium ion binding. Gene Ontology annotation, biological process: homophilic cell-cell adhesion.